Messenger RNA from Recurvomyces mirabilis, 552 nucleotides. RefSeq lists its product as uncharacterized. NCBI's taxonomy places the organism in Eukaryota, Fungi, Ascomycota, Dothideomycetes, Mycosphaerellales, Teratosphaeriaceae. Bases 1 to 552 code for a protein of 183 amino acids. The record is from RefSeq and is a predicted model, not a curated record. The transcript is spliced from 2 exons.
AUGCCUCCAAAAGCAUCCAAGAAGGCCAAGAAAAGCGAUGAACCUGAAGCAAUCGACCUCAAGCACCUCUCGACUCCCUCCUUGACCUCCCAGGAGCUCUGCAUGUCCUACCGAAUAGCCCGAGUCCCCAUAGCCGAGAACUCGUCCAAGAACCUCUGGUCCGCAUUCGAGUAUUUCCUCAAGACAGAAGACUUCGUGGGAGCAGACAUGGCCCGAAAGUUCAUCCAGAUGGGUAUGACGAGGGCUAAACGCUAUGCCAACCAUAAAGGUGGCAAAAAGUACGAUCGUUCGGAGAGGGAGGUGACGAGGGAUAGUGGCGAGAGGGUAGAGUUGGCUAAGUCGGAGGGUCAUCAGGGCAGGGAGGAGAAGCUGGCUGCUAGUGAGGUGUUCAAGGCUGUUUGGAGGAGAUGCACGAGUGACGAGAGGUAUUUGGAGCUUAAGAAGGAGUUCUUGGAGGAGCAGAAGGUGUGGGACAGACAGGCAAAGAGGGGCGUGAAGAAAGAAGAGAUCAAGGGAGAAGAGGUCAGUGUGAAGAAGGAAGGUGAUGACUGA